CAACGUCGGGUAUUACCGACUAUCGGUAGUUAUGGACAGUAAUAAUUAUAAUGUAUUAUCAUGUCCAUUAUUUAGUACAAAAUAGCUAUUUUACGUCACUUAUGAUGUCAUCAAGUAUCCUGGAAGUCUGCGAUGCCAUUUUUUUCUGCAGAACCUAAAACACAUUCUAACGAAAGCGAGCCAAAAAAAGGUACCGUAUACGUUAUUUAUUUAAAAACAUGCCUUACCCGCGCAGUUAAAACGGGUAUAAUCUAUUUAUUUCUUGCACGUUACUUUAAAGUGUUAAAAUAACAAUAAAUGCCAUUUUAUUUGAUUGCAUGAACGUUUAUCUUUGACAUGUAGUGAAAAGAUACUGUUUCGAUUAUGUGUGUCAUUAUAAGCGGGGUUGUCGAUGAAUACCGACAAAAAUUGACCGUUAAGGCAAAUAUCGACAGGUUGUGUAUGCAUCCAAGUUAAAUCAUUAAAUAUGCCUAUCUAAUGGAAAUGUCCUUAUUAUUAGUGUUAAUUAAAGCUGUAACUUUGUUUUUCAUUGUUAUUAAGACAAAUAAAGAUUAAUUUAUGCUAAUAAAAUAAAAAUCAAUAACGGAUAAUUAGAUAAUACCUUUUUACUUCAAUUUAAUAUCUUUUUUUGUGUAUAUACAUAUGUUUUUUACUUAUUUCAGAAUGUCUGGCCAACUGUUUAGUAAGAAGAGGCGUCAAUAUUCUCCUACGAAAUUGGCAACAGCUCUUACCAUGGUUAAGACAGGAGCAAUGUCUAAAAAUAAAGCUUCUAAAAUGUACGGCAUACCAAGAACAACGUUGAUUGACAAGUUGUCUGGACGAACGGCGGAGGGGGUGGUACGUCCGGGUCCAUCGACUGUCCUCACGUCAGCGGAGGAAGACGUCCUUGUACAAUACUCAAUACUCAUGGCAUCAAUUGGUUACCCUCUGACCCGGAAUGAACUUUUGAAUGAGGUCAAGGUCAUUAUGGAUAUUGACGGCCGCCAGAAUCCUUUUAAGAAUAACAAACCAGGCAAAGACUGGUUCUAUGCGUUCAAGAGGCGACACCCAGAGUUACGUGAACGCCAGGCAAUGACUCUUGGUCAUCAGAGAGCAAUCGUUAACAAGGCCAUGAUUGAUGGGUGGUUCGCAGGAUUAUUCGAUUAUCUGGCAAAAGAAAUACCCGAUCAUGAGGUUCUUAAGAAUGACCCGCGUCGCAUAUUCAAUGCGGACGAGAGUGGUUUCCCUCUCUGUUUCAAAACGGGAAAGGUUCUUGCCGAAAAAGGUGCUCGUCACGUAUAUAAUGUAACAACCAGCAACAAAACACAACUCACGGUCAUGGUUUGUUUUAACGCUUUUGGCGACUAUGUUCCGCCAUUGAUUGUAUUUCCAGGCGAACGUCUGCGAGACACUGGUAUUCAUCAGUUUCCAGAAGCUAUUUAUGGCAACAGCGCGAAUGGCUGGAUGGACACAGACUUAUUUGUUGCAUUCCUGCAACACUUCUCUGCUUUCAUUGAUGCUAAGUGUAUCACUAAACCAGUUCUCUUGUUUGUGGACGGACACUCCACGCACAUAUCUCGUGCUGCAGCAACAUUCUGCGCUAACAGCGGGAUAAUAUUAUAUUGUCUUUUGCCAAACGCGACGCAUAUUUUGCAACCAUGCGAUGUCGGCUUCUUCUCACCCAUGAAAUCGUCGUGGAAAAGGCAGGUUAAACUUUGGCAACUUGACCACAUCGGAGAAGCGCUUACGAAAAAGAAUUUCCCGGGAGUGUUCAAAUCCGCGUGGGACUCUGUCACCACUUUUGACAAUGCUGCACAUGGUUUUCGACGUUCCGGAUUAUUUCCCUUGAAUCCAAACGGCAUAGAUAUUUCUAAAUUGGAGCCGUCAAAGGUAGCUAAUCCUCCCUGCACCGCUGGCGGAGAUGCUGCAACAGUUUCUGCUGCAACCACUGUAACAUGUACCACAAGUGAAACUUGCACAGCAGCCUCUUCUGCAAAUGGCUCAACUACGAAUAAUUGCAAAACUGCGUUCAUUAAUAGUUUAUCCUCUGCUCACUUACCAAAUACGGUUUCUUGUAGGCAAACUUUUGUUUCGCCAGCUUUUCAGUGUCUUACUGUUCCAGAGCCAAAGCAACGGAAAGUAGUAAAUCGAUUUUCAGAAAAAUUACCUAAGGCUAUUUCUGGAUCUGCGGCACUGAAAAUGUUCGAGGAAAGAGAGGCUAAAAAGGCUGCCGAAUUGGUUGAAAAGUUAAAAAGAAAAGAAGAAAAAGAAAAGAAAAAACUAGAAAAGGAGAAAAUGAAAGAAGAAAAAAGAUUACAAAGAGAAGAAGCCAAACAAAAAAGGAAGAUGGAAAGAAAAUCUAAACAAAAACAGAAACGUUCAAGAAGAGAUAGUAGUAGUUCAUCCGAUAGUGAUACAGUGCGAGUGCAGUUCAUGGAUUCUGAUGACGCCUUUGACGAAUCUAAACUCUGUCCCGGAUGUAAAACAUCAGAGAGCGUUGAUGAUGAUGAUGAAUGGGUCAAGUGCCUAAAAUGCCCACGACAGUGGCACGUGCUUUGUACCGGGGAUGCCGUGCUUCUUGAAAUUCCAGCAAAUCAGCUUGCAAACUAUCCUUUCUAUUGCGAGUACUGUAUUUAAAGGGAAAAUUAUGUCGAAAUAAAGUAAUGUCACUUACUUGUUCUCACAGAUCGUAAUAAGUAAUGAAAUAAACUAAUGUUAUGAUCAUUUUUCAGGUUUAACAUAUUUUUUUUAAAAUUUACUUCACCUGUCGAUAAAUGCCUCCAGUAGUCGGUAACUGCCUCACAUAGUCUUUGUACUGUUAGAACGUUAUUGCAUCUAAUAAACAAAGUCAGUAUACAAACAUAUGAAUUUGUUUUAGAUUAAAGGCAAACUGAAUCAUCUAAAAUAAACCUAGGGUCUAAACGGGAAAAUCGGUUAAUUUAUUAACAAAUGAUGUUAAACCUGUCGAUGAUACCCGACAUUGCUCU
This is a messenger RNA of Ruditapes philippinarum (Manila clam), 2966 nucleotides long. RefSeq lists its product as uncharacterized. The transcript has a single exon. Bases 643 to 2616 code for a protein of 657 amino acids. The record is from RefSeq and is a predicted model, not a curated record. Lineage: Eukaryota; Metazoa; Mollusca; Bivalvia; Venerida; Veneridae. Gene Ontology annotation, molecular function: DNA binding. Gene Ontology annotation, cellular component: nucleus.